AUGAUGAGUUGUUUAUUAGGAAAAUCAGAAGGGAAGGUGCGCGUAGGUUUCUACAACAAUAGCUGCCCCAACGCCGAGACCAUAGUCCGCAGCGUAGUCCAUCAAUCAGCCAUCUCCGACCAAAACAACCUCCCCUCGUUGCUCCGCCUGCAUUUCCACGACUGCUUCGUCCACGGCUGCGACGCCUCCAUUCUGAUCGAUAGAGGCUCGGAAGUGGACGAGAAGCGAGCCUUCGGACAUCAAGGCGUCCGAGGCUUCGAUGUCGUAGAGACCGCCAAGGCUCAGCUGGAAGCCGCCUGCCCCGGCAUCGUCUCUUGUUCCGACAUUCUUGCCAUGGCUGCUAGAGAUGCUGUUUUCCUAUCGCAAGGGCCAUGGUACGAUGUGGAAACAGGCAGAAGAGAUGGCUUGGUGUCGAAUGUCACACUGGCGGCUCACAUGCCUGAUGUUGCAGAUUCCAUUCACAAACUUAAAGCUAAGUUUUUAGCUAAAGGCCUCACCGCCCAAGAUCUUGUCAUUCUUAGUGGUGCGCACACGAUCGGCACCACAGCGUGCUUCUUCGUGAACCAGAGGCUGUACGAAUUUCCGGCCAACGGGGGCUCGGACCCGUCCAUAAGCCCCGGCUUCCUGGGGGAGCUGAAGUCGACGUGCCCGAGAAACGGAGACGUGAACGUGCGUUUGGCGAUGGACAGAGGCAGCGAGAAGGUGUUUGACAAGCAAAUACUAGGGAACAUAAGGAGUGGAACGGCUGUGCUGCAAUCCGAUGCGGCCCUCUAUCAAGAUGAGGCCACGAAGCGUGCCGUCGACUCCUAUUUCGGGCUUCCUGGCCCGUCGUUCGAGGCCGAUUUCACUGCGUCGAUGAUCAAACUGGGGAGGAUUGGAGUUUGGACGGGAUCUAAAGGCCAGAUUAGGCGUGUUUGCUCCUCUUUUAAUUGA
This is a messenger RNA of Salvia splendens (bonfire salvia), 933 nucleotides long. RefSeq names its product peroxidase 43. Gene Ontology annotation, biological process: hydrogen peroxide catabolic process; response to oxidative stress. The transcript is spliced from 3 exons. The record is from RefSeq and is a predicted model, not a curated record. The coding region runs from base 1 to 933 and encodes 310 amino acids. NCBI's taxonomy places the organism in Eukaryota, Viridiplantae, Streptophyta, Magnoliopsida, Lamiales, Lamiaceae. Gene Ontology annotation, molecular function: peroxidase activity; heme binding.